AUGAAGAAAAGGGAUAGAAAUAUGAAUAUUAAACGAAUAAAAAUGUUGACAGUGGCACAAAAUUGUUGUAUUCCUUGGUUUCUUAGGCUUUUGAAUUUUAUUUUGGAUUAUAACCAUAGAUUUGCGGAGUUGGAUGAAGACCUUGAAGGUGUGGAUGUUGAAAAUGAUAAAAUGAGAUCAGCAUUAAUGCUAAUAAAAUUUAGAUUGAUAGUAUAGGAGGCGAUAAUAUAAAAGUGGAGAUAAUAGAUUGCAAAUUACAAUGAAAUCAAUAGAAAUUAAUUAAAACAAUCUUCUAUUUCAUGUUAAUUAAUAAUUAUGCAAGGUUUAUUGUAGCCAUCUCAACAAACUCUAUUGGUGCGAUCACCAACCGAAGGCUCUAUGUAGAGUUACAGUAGAUACGAGAGCAAGGGGAAGAAAAGAAUUGUAUACAAAAACAACAAGGGUGAAAUUAUUGAUCCUCAUGACAAAUUGGCUAAAUCGCAUCAUUCUCGUCCAUCUCAACCUACUCAUUCAGUAAAAUCUCGAACUACCACUCCCACUCCUUCAGAUAGUGUCAAAACUCAAAAUGCUUCCAUUUUAGACCUAGUACCAAUUGACGAUCCCAUUUGGUUGGAGUUGAUUCCCACAGAAAUACAACAAGAUCAAAACUUCAACCUGGAAAGAUUGAUUAUGGAUAAUCAAGAGUAUUUCGUUAAUCUACUUGGUUUGUACAUGCAAGAGAGACAACAAAACAGAAUACAAGAAAUAAAAGUGUCCCUUCCCUAGAAAAAGUAGACCACCUAUGAUCAAGUUUAUAAAAAACCGAAUGCCAUCGACCAUUCCAAUUUCAACAUCAAGAUGUAUGACUAACUUCCAAUGGCUUAAUCUCUCCAGUUACAAACGCAAUAUGAAGUUUGAUAUUUUAAUAUCUUUAGACUUCUUUUCGCACUCCAAAAAUUAUUCCCCAGGAUAACUUCAAACCCUCCUACAUUAAGGAUAAUGCUGAAAUGCUCACACUCACCAGUUAUAAGUAAAAUUAUGUCAAUUGGAAGACCUGUCUUACUGAAAGAGUGGGACCAUAAAGAGGGUAAAGCACUGGAACUCUGCCCUUUAUUGGCAGGACCUCUUAUCAAGAGAACUAUCGCGCUAAUAAUUGGGAGCCCACAGAAUCUGCCAAAAAGACAUCACUGUAUAUUGCCAUUUCUUUAUUUCAGAGGUCCUUUUGCAUCAGGGAGUUCCAUGAUCUUCAAAGAGGCCUUGUCUAAAAUCCACUAUCCCAAUUAUUAAAUUGAGGAAGCACCACCUCGAUAAGAAAAUAGUAAUCAUCAAUAAGGAAAUGGAUCGUAUGAUGGACAAUUCAAAACAACUUUUAAAAAGUACUUUUGGCAAUUGAUCUAUAGUUCGUUUGUGUAUAAAGUACCAGAGCCUAUUAUGCAGGAUAGAUAUUGGAAGUAGAAAUUGAUACAAAAGAUUUUGGAGAAGAAAUAAAAUUGA
This is a messenger RNA of Paramecium octaurelia, 1473 nucleotides long. NCBI's taxonomy places the organism in Eukaryota, Ciliophora, Oligohymenophorea, Peniculida, Parameciidae. The record is from the annotation of a GenBank genome assembly.